Manis pentadactyla (Chinese pangolin) is the source of this 3357-nucleotide messenger RNA. It is a transcript of the gene HOXC12, whose product is annotated as homeobox C12. Bases 132 to 977 code for a protein of 281 amino acids. Lineage: Eukaryota; Metazoa; Chordata; Mammalia; Pholidota; Manidae. The record is from RefSeq and is a predicted model, not a curated record. Gene Ontology annotation, biological process: regulation of DNA-templated transcription. Gene Ontology annotation, molecular function: sequence-specific double-stranded DNA binding; DNA-binding transcription factor activity, RNA polymerase II-specific. The transcript has 3 exons.
CUCCUGCUAGAUCCUCCGCGCCCUGGCUCUUGCGGUUCUGAUUGGAGAUUACUGCAUGGGGCUGGCAUCCCACCGCUUGACCUCGGUUCUGGCAACAAUAAAGUAGAAGCUGCCGGUCGGGCCCCGCGGAAAUGGGCGAGCAUAAUCUCCUGAAUCCCGGGUUUGUGGGGCCGCUGGUGAACAUCCACACGGGAGACACCUUCUACUUCCCCAACUUCCGCGCGUCUGGCGCGCAGCUGCCUGGGCUGCCUUCGCUGUCCUACCCGCGCCGCGACAACGUGUGCUCGCUGCCCUGGCCGUCGGCGGAGCCCUGCAAUGGCUACCCGCAGCCCUAUCUCGGCAGCCCAGUGUCUCUCAACCCGCCCUUUGGCCGCACGUGCGAACUGGCGCGCGUGGAGGACAGCAAGGGUUACUAUCGCGAGCCGUGCGCCGAGGGCGGCGGGGGCCUGAAGCGUGAGGAGCGCGGACGAGACCCGGGCCCAGGAGUCGGGCCCGGGGCAGCGCUGCUGCCGCUGGAGCCGUCGGGGCCGCCGGCUCUCGGUUUCAAGUACGACUACGCGGCAGGCGGCGGCGGUGGCGACGGUGGCGCGGGACCCCCGCACGACCCGCCCUCGUGCCAGUCUCUGGAAUCCGACUCCAGUUCGUCCCUGCUCAACGAGGGCAACAAGGGCGCCGGUGCGGGAGACCCCGGCAGCUUGGUAUCGCCUUUAAACCCUGGUGGCGGGCUCUCGGCUAGCGGCGCGCCCUGGUACCCGAUCCACAGCCGCUCACGGAAGAAGCGCAAGCCCUAUUCGAAGUUGCAGCUGGCGGAGCUGGAGGGCGAGUUUCUGGUGAACGAGUUCAUCACACGGCAGCGCCGGAGGGAACUCUCAGACCGUUUGAAUCUUAGUGACCAGCAGGUCAAGAUCUGGUUUCAGAACAGGAGAAUGAAAAAGAAAAGACUUUUGUUGAGGGAGCAAGCUCUCUCCUUCUUUUAGGGGGCAAGAAACGGGCGCCAGCCCCAGACUGAGCCUGUCUCUGGCAGAGAGCAAGAGGGGGCGCUGCCUGGGACACAGUCCCCGCUUAGAACGCCAGGCAUCUCUGGCAGGCCCUCCCUGGACAUCCUCUUGUCUAUUUUGUUUGUGGUUCCCUCCCACACACCCCCAGCUAGCACUGCCAGGUUCCAGAGAGAAGGGUAGAACCCAGCCAGGGAGAGAGGAAACCCAGAGCUGCAGGCAGUGGGUAGGGGCAGGGAAGGCUGAAGGGCUGGGAAGGGCUGGUUUGAGGCAGACCCUGGGUCUCUGGCUGAGGUUCCAGAGGUGAAGUGACCCAGGCACCCCCUCCCACCACUUUCCUUCUGUGGUCUUAAGUCUGUUUGCCUGAAGGGAAUAGUCGUGGGUGGGGGCAGUGGAACCAAGACUCCCCAAACUCGCAGUUGUUGGGGUUAGGAGAGUCUAAGAGGAUGGAAUGAGAGUGAAGGCCUGGCCAGAGGGAUUGGAGGUGGUCAGGGUAGUUCGGGGAGGGCAGGAGGAAGUGGGGCAACCUAGAAGGAAGUGUGGUUUGGGAGAACAGAAUGAUCAGCAAUGCCCAGAGUCCGUUGGGGUCUGGAUCCUCCAGGCCUGGACCAGAGCAGGCGGAGGCACAGGCGUUUGGCAGCCCCAGCUGCAGACAAGAUGAUCAUCAGCCUUAUGUUCCCCCUAGGGUAGGCUACCAGAAAGGUCUCCUGAUCCACAGCCCUCUCCCGAGCACCCUGUCAGCCCAUUCGCUCACAGGUGUGCUGCCAUCCACUCUUCCUGCUGCCUACGCGGCUGCGGACCGGAAACCGCGAGAGAGCGGGGGAAUUGAGAGCUGAGCGGACGCAACCUCAGGUUCAGUAGCCCUCCGGGGAGCUCCACCUGGCCCUCCGGAAGCCCAAGAGGCUGUGAAAGGGACUGUAAAGCGCGGCAUUGAUUGGCCCGGAGAGUUUCUGGCAGCCUCGGCUGCCGCCGCUGAUUCUCCCUUCCCCGCUGGCGUUCACGGUCACGGCCGGCCGGAGGCUGGACCAGCAUAAUUUACGAGUCGGGAAGAGAAUCCGCCCCUAAAGGGGCUACCGGCCGAGAAGGCCCCCGCUCAGCCCGGGUUUCCCAGGCUGUUGACAAUGAAGGAGGGGGGCACUGUAGCUCCCCACCCAACUCCUUUCUCUCUUUUACCUACCCCCACUCCACCCGCCCCCCAACACUGCCCUUUGUCUCAGGAUCCUCUGCCUCCGCCUCCCCUGCCGGCCUGUCGCUGAGCACAAGGACCAGAGCAGAGGGAGGGGCACAUCCCAGGACCUGUUGGAGGCCAGAGCAUGGUUUCUCCAGUCUUUUUAUUCAUUGCCCCCCCUUAAGGCCCCAGCCCAGUAGACCUUAGGCUGGCUUAGAGCAGAGAAGCUUCGUGAAAGAGCCUGCUAGCCUGCCCUCCUGCACUCUGGGUUUUUAUCCCUCUUGGUGAGAGUCCCUCAACCUCCCUUCUGCUGACCCAUCCUUGCCAGGAGCAAGAGAGCUACAAGCAGGGGACUGAUGGGAGGGAAGCCCAGCCUGAAGAGUGUAAAAUUGGCCCACUAGCUUGGAGUUCUUCCCACCUGGGGAGAGUCUCCCCUAACAUAUCCUGUAAGGGCAAUCCAGAGCCCCCACCCCACCACCACCCUGCUCUCCCACCAGCACACAGCUUCAAGUUCUUGUGCAGGGUUGCACAGUGGCACCAGCAAAUGCAUAGGCAUGGCUGGGCCCAUUCUGCUCUCCUGACUGAACUUGCAAGCAGGCAGCCUCGUAUCCCCAGAUCCAGCCCUCCAGAGUGGCUGUACAAUCACAUGCCCGCCCCCCACUGGGCACCUGACACACUUCCCCACCCACACAAACUUGUUUUACCUAUGCACAAGUUUGCAGAAAUCACCACCUUUCCAGUCUGAGCACUCCCUGCUGGUCCUGGGUAUAAGGCACUCUCCCUUUUGCCUGGUCACCCAUGAAUCCCUUCAUGCAGCCCCUCCUGUGACCUCAUGGACUCUGGGAUGCUGGAUUCAAGCUCCACCACUCCAGCCUGACUCUUGCAGCCUCAUAGAGAAGAGAGAUCAGAACACUCCAAAAGGGGUGGGGGGACAAAGAUAUGCAAUAUUGUUUUCCUGUCGCUUUAAAAUUGACUUCUGUGAGCUUCUCUGUCAGUCUGUGUCCUGUUCUGUGUGUCUGUUGCUAGUACCUAGUGUAGUCCCUGUGGGUAGAUGUGCUCCCCUUCCUCCCUCCCCACCUCUCUGUAGUGUGCCCUCCUAUUCAAAUGUCUGUCUUUAGCACGUUUUCCCUUUAUAUAGUCCUUGUACAGAGUUGCUUCAUCAUAUUAAUAUUAAUAAUAAUUAUUAAAACAUGA